Messenger RNA from Daucus carota subsp. sativus, 2066 nucleotides. Its product is annotated as probable protein phosphatase 2C 12. Gene Ontology annotation, molecular function: protein serine/threonine phosphatase activity. The coding region runs from base 277 to 1575 and encodes 432 amino acids. The transcript is spliced from 10 exons. The record is from RefSeq and is a predicted model, not a curated record. Gene Ontology annotation, biological process: peptidyl-threonine dephosphorylation. Lineage: Eukaryota; Viridiplantae; Streptophyta; Magnoliopsida; Apiales; Apiaceae.
ACACUGAUAUUAAGCGAUAUUAUUACCUGAUUUGUACACAAUUAAUGGUAAUUCUAAAAAAAGAAAAAGACAACAGAAAUUAGUUAGCAAACAAAAGAGAAGAGGAGCUCCAUUUCCGUUUUUGUUUCCCUCUCCUACAAAGAUCAUUACUUUCUCUCUCUCUCAAAUUCUUUCUGCAAUUCUCACAUUUCUAUGAUUUGAUUAGAUUAUGAAUGGAACGAUAAGGGGAGGCACAUUCUUUGAAUUUUGGAUAUAGUGUGUGAUUUUUGAACAAGAAUGUCCUCCAAUAAGGGUGAUCAGCAUCAAACUGUUCCACUUUCUGUGCUCCUUAAACGGGAGUCGGAUCAUGACAAGGUUGACAAGCUCGAGAUUUCGUAUGGUCAGGCUAAUCACAGCAAGAAAGGCGAGGACUUUACGUUUUGGAAGACUGAAUGUGAACAUGUGCUAGGAGAUGAUGUUACCACAUUUCAUGUGUUUGCACUAUUUGAUGGGCACAAUGGGUCUGCAGCUGCUAUAUACAGUAAGGAGAAUCUCCUAAAUAAUGUCUUGAGUGCUAUUCCGCCAGAUCUUAAUAGGGAAGAAUGGGUUGCAGCACUGCCAAGGGCUUUGGUUGCAGGGUUUGUCAAAACAGAUAAGGAGUUGCAAGAAAAAGCGCAAACUUCAGGAACAACUGUUACCUUUGUGAUAAUCGAAGGACUGAUUGUAAGUGUAGCAUCAGUUGGUGAUUCCCGGUGCAUCCUUGAAUCUUCAGAAGGGGAUAUUUAUUAUCUGUCAGCAGAUCAUAGACUUGAAACCAAUGAAGAAGAGAGGGAACGUAUCACUGCAUGUGGUGGCGAGGUUGGUCGACUUAAUACUGGUGGUGGUACUCAGAUUGGUCCAUUAAGAUGCUGGCCAGGUGGCUUGUGCCUAUCACGAUCUAUUGGUGAUAUGGAUGUUGGCGAGUUCAUUGUUCCUGUUCCUCAUGUAAAGCAAGUGAAGCUCUCCACAAGUGGUGGCAGGCUUGUUAUAUCAAGUGAUGGUGUCUGGGAUGCUUUGAGUGCUGAAGCGGCACUUGAUUGUUGUCGUGGAAUGCCGCCAGAUGCUGCAGCUUCACAAAUAGUUAAAGACGCUGUUGGGUAUAAGGGACUUCGAGAUGAUACAACCUGCAUUGUGAUAGAUUUACAGCCCCCAGAGAAGUCAAGUCCUCCUAUGCCAGCACGGCCAAAGAAGCAAGGAAUGAAUGUUUUCAAGUCCAUGUUGAAAAAAAAGAGUUCUGAGCCAUCUUCAGCUCCUGAGGAUCAGUACAGUGAACCUGAUGUGGUCGAGGAAUUGGUAGAAGAAGGAUCUGCAAAUCUUUCUGAAAGGCUGGAUACAAAAUACCCAAUUUGCAACAUGUUUAAGUUGUUCAUAUGUGCCGUUUGUCAAGUGGAGAUGAAACCUGGAGAGGGAAUAUCAAUACAUGCUGGACCUGAAAAUUCAAAGAAAUUACGGCCCUGGGAUGGUCCUUUUCUUUGCGCAAGUUGCCAAGAGAAGAAAGAAGCUAUGGAAGGAAAAAGACCCUCUGGAGAUUCUAGAUACAGUAGUGGAAGCGAAUAGCCAAACCCGACCAAAUAUACAUUACACAAAGAACUAACCAUUGUCUGAAGCUAAAUUGUAAAGGAAAAGCGAAGUAGAAGAAGUCUUCCUCGGUUUCUUGCAAGGAAUUCAAUUUGUAAAAACUUUGGAAUAGUGAGAAUCUUCGCUGCGCUUGAUACAUAUAGUCAGCAGUCAGGAAUAGGGUUGCCUAUUGUAGUUAAGAUUAAUUUUGAUCGCUGUUGAUAGAUCAGGUAGGCCUGUCUCAAUUUGAGAAUGCCAGGCUAACUAAGUACUAGUUCACAAGAACAAGUUGAAAAACGAAACAUUGUUUGUGUCUAAUUAUGUUCCAUAUAGUAUAUUAGCCCUUCACCCUCACAUUCCAACAGUGUAACUCAAUUCUCUGUGUAAUGCUGUGAGGUAGUUUAUCUCAGCUCUCAGUUCUGAUGAAAGUUCUUCAUGUAAAAUUAUAAUGUAAGAGAUACUAGAGAAAAUCAGUGAUAAUUUAUAAAAUC